Orycteropus afer afer is the source of this 1900-nucleotide messenger RNA. RefSeq names its product glypican 2 (gene GPC2). The record is from RefSeq and is a predicted model, not a curated record. Lineage: Eukaryota; Metazoa; Chordata; Mammalia; Tubulidentata; Orycteropodidae. Gene Ontology annotation, cellular component: extracellular region; synapse; cell surface. Gene Ontology annotation, biological process: regulation of protein localization to membrane; smoothened signaling pathway; cell migration.
UGCCGCCUGGUCCGUCUAUCGUGCCCUGUGUUCAGUUUUGGGGGGGGGGUCUCACUCUUUCUCUAGACUGCGGAGCGGUCUCGCGACCGAGAACCAGAUUCCCGAAUUCGGGCUUCUCUUCUUUCCUCCUCUGAACCCACUUUGCUGUCCCAGGACGGCUGCGGUGAUGUCCGCGCUGCGACUUCUGCUUCUGCUGCUGCCUCUGUGUCCCGGUCCUGGUCCCGGACCCGGGAGCGAGGCAAAGGUCACCCGGAGUUGUGCUGAGACCCGGCAGGUGCUUGGGGCUCGGGGAUAUAGCUUAAGCUUACUCCCUCCUGCUCUGAUCUCAGGUGAACACCUCCGAGUCUGUCCCCAGGAGUACACCUGCUGUUCCAGUGAGACAGAGCAAAGGUUGACCAAGGAGACUGAGCACACCUUCCGAGGACUCGUGGAGGAAAGUGGUUCCUUCCUGGUUCACACACUGGCUGCCCGGCACAGAAAAUUUGAUGAGUUUUUUCGGGAGCUGCUCUCCGCGUCAGAGCGCUCCCUGGCCCAGCUCUUCUCUCGCUCCUACGGCCGCCUGUAUGCCCAGCACGCCCCCAUUUUCAGUGGCCUGUUCUCUCGGCUGCGGGGCCACUAUGGGGGGGCGAGUGGGGGGUUGGAUGACACCUUGGCUGAUUUCUGGGCACAGCUCCUGGAGAGAGCGUUCCCCCUGCUGCACCCACAGUACAGCUUCCCCCCUGACUACCUGCUCUGCCUCACGCGCCUCGCCUCCGCUGCUGAUGGCUCUCUGCAGCCCUUCGGGGACUCACCCCGCCGCCUCCGCCUGCAGAUAACCCGUGCUCUGGUGGCUGCCCGUGCCCUUAUCCAGGGCCUGGCAACUGGAAGAGAUGUGGUCAGCACAGCACUUAAGGUGUCGAUGUCCGAAGGCUGCAGCCGGGCUGUCAUGCGUCUGACUGGCUGCCCCCUUUGCAGAGGGGACCCCUCUCUUCCACCCUGCCGGGGCUUCUGCCUCAAUGUGGCCCGUGGCUGUCUCAGUGGCGGGGGACUGGAGCCUGACUGGGGGAGCUAUCUGGAUGCUCUCUUGCUCCUGGCUGAGAGACUCCAGGGUCCCUUUUCCUUUGAGCUGGCAGCUGAGUCCAUUGGGGUGAAGAUCUCAGAGGGUUUGAUGUUUCUGCAAGAAAACAGUGUGGGGGUGUCAGCCCAGGUAUUUCAGGGAUGCGGGGGCCCCUACCCGGCGCCGGCUCGCACCCGCCGAGCUCCAGCUCCCCGGGAAGAGGCGGGCCGGCUCUGGACGUUGGCGGCCGAGGAGGAGCGACCCACCACGGCGGCAGGCACCAACCUGCCCCGGCUGGUGUGGGAGCUUCGCGAGCGGCUGGGCCGGGUGAGGGGCUUCUGGGCCGGGCUGCCCCUGAUGGUGUGCGGGGACCCCCGCAUGGCGGCGGACAUCUCGCAGGAGGCGGCCCCCUGCUGGACCGGAGCAGGACGAGGCCGGUACCUGCCACCCAUCGUCGGGAGCUCCCUGGCGGAACAGCUCAACAACCCAGAGCUGGAGGUAGACGUCUCGGGACCCGACCUCCCGACACGCAGGCGGCGGCUGCAGCUCCGGGCGGCCACGGCCAGGAUGAGGGCGGCCGCCCUCGGACAUGACCUGGACCUGCAGGACACGGAUGAGGAUGCCAGCGGCUCUGGAGGGGGCCAGCACUAUGCCGAUGACUGGAUGGCUGGGACGGCGGCCGUGGCCCCCCCAGCCCGGCCUCCUCGUCCUCCUCGAAGGGACAGCCCUGGGGGCAAAGGAGGAGGUGGUGGUUCCCGCCACAACCAGGGCAGGAGCAGGGGUGGGGGGGCGCCUGUUGGUUUUCACACCCACCCCAUCCUCAUCCUCUUCCUCUCAGCCCUGGCCCUGCUUGGACCUCGAUAA